AUGUGGAUUAUGUGGUCAAGUGGAUUAUGUCGAUUAAGUGGAUUAAUUGAUUAUGUUGAUUAUGUUGAUUAUGUUGAUUAUGUUGAUUAUGUUGAUUAUGUUGAUUAUGUUGAUUAUGUUGAUUGUGCUGAUUAUGUUGAUUGUGCUGAUUAUGUUGAUUGUGCUGAUUAUGUUGAUUAUGAUGGUUAUGAUGGUUAUGAUGGUUAUGGUGUUGAUUAUGGUGGUUAUGUUGAUGAUGAUGAUGAUGAUGAUGAUUAUGUUGUUGUAUAA
Molecule: messenger RNA, 270 nt
Organism: Dictyostelium discoideum AX4
Lineage: Eukaryota; Evosea; Eumycetozoa; Dictyosteliales; Dictyosteliaceae
Exons: 2
Coding region: 1-270 (89 amino acids)
Source: RefSeq, a predicted model, not a curated record